GGGCGGUGCUGGAGGACGGGGCGACGGUGGUGGUGAAGCGGCUCAAGGACGUGGUGGCGGCGCGGCGGGAGUUCGCGUCCGCCCUGGAGGCGCUAGGGCGGGUGGAGCACCGCAACCUGCUCCCCGUCCGCGCCUACUACUUCUCCAAGGACGAGAAGCUCCUCGUCGCCGACUACCUCCCCGCCGGCAGCCUCGCCGCGGCGCUCCACGGCAGCCGAGGAUCCGGGCAAACGCCGAUGGACUGGGACACGCGCGCGCGGGCAGCGCUGUGCGCGGCGCGUGGGAUGGCGCAUCUUCACGCGGCGCACGGCCUUGUCCACGGCAACAUCAAGUCCUCAAACCUGUUGCUCCGGCACGGCGGCGACCCUGACAACGCCGCCGCGCUCUCCGACUACUCCCUGCAGCACCUCUUCGCCCCGCUGCCGCCGUCCGCGCGUGCCGGCGGAUACCACGCGCCGGAGCUGGUGGACCCGCGCCGGCCGACGUUCAGCUCGGACGUGUACUCCCUUGGGGUGCUCUUCCUCGAGAUCCUCACGGGCAAGUGCCCAGCUUCGGGGACGGCCGGCAUGGAGGGCGGGGGCGCGGCGUUGGACCUGCCUCGGUGGGUGCAGUCGGUGGUGCGGGAGGAGUGGACGGCGGAGGUGUUCGACCAGGAGCUAGUGCGGCUGGGAGGCGGCACGGAGGAGGAGAUGGUGGCGCUGCUGCAGGUGGCCAUGGCGUGCGCAGGGACCUCACCUGAUGCGCGGCCGGAGGCGACGGAGGUACUGAAGAGGGUCGAGGAGAUCGGCGGAGGUCGGCACGGGCGGGCCACGACGGAGGAGGAGGGGUCGUGGGGCACGCCGACCGAUGCGUCACCGUGACUCAUUUACCGGGACAUAAACACAUGCACGAUGUAAUGAAGGCAGCACAGCACAACAAAUGUACUGAAUGCAUUCGCAAAAGAAUGUCAUGGUAA
Lolium rigidum is the source of this 955-nucleotide messenger RNA. Its product is annotated as probable inactive receptor kinase At2g26730. Gene Ontology annotation, molecular function: protein kinase activity; ATP binding. NCBI's taxonomy places the organism in Eukaryota, Viridiplantae, Streptophyta, Magnoliopsida, Poales, Poaceae. The record is from RefSeq and is a predicted model, not a curated record. Bases 237 to 860 code for a protein of 207 amino acids. Gene Ontology annotation, biological process: protein phosphorylation. The transcript is spliced from 2 exons.